This is a messenger RNA of Styela clava, 3027 nucleotides long. RefSeq lists its product as uncharacterized. The record is from RefSeq and is a predicted model, not a curated record. Lineage: Eukaryota; Metazoa; Chordata; Ascidiacea; Stolidobranchia; Styelidae.
AGCAGUAUACGGAGGUUGAGGUUGUUAUAUUUAUGUUACUCAACAAAGUAGAGUUCUUUUGGUUGAUAUUGUGUGUAUUUUGAAAAGAAAUAGUAGUGCCAUAACCAUUGACGAUGAGAGGUAAUAUUUUGCAGAAGAGUUUCAUAGCUCUCCAAUGGAAAACGUCGUUUACCAGCCAGUACCUGGUUGCACCAACGCAAGUUAUUAAGUCCAUGAACGUUGGAAACAUCCGCUUUAUCGCUGACGCAAAAAAUUCGGGAUCCAAGCUGGAGGCGACCGUUUUUCAAGACGAUCAUCAUAGGGAUGGACGUUGGUGGAACAUCAGCACAGAAUGGAAAGUUGCUUGUUCCUUCGUCGUCGCGGUAACGUCUUUCUUUUUGAACGCUAGAUAUGAGAGAAUCCAAGUACAAAAAGAAAUAAAGCUAAAUCGUAUCCAAAGUCAGAUAAAAGAUCUCUAUGGGCCACUGUAUGGUAACCGGCUUGUUAGUGAUACAAGCUACCGCGCCGUCAUGAAGAGCCAUAAAGGGCUUAAGAAAUAUCUCAGUGAGGCAAGAAGGAAAAAAGAUGCGGAAAUGAUUCAUUGUUGGAGAUCUUAUGUAUGGAAUGUAUUGUAUCCUCUGGACAAAGCGGCGGUUGAUUUGAUUUUGAACAACGCACAUCUGAUCGCUCAAGGUGAAUUUCCCAAAGAAUUUGAACAAUUACUGAUGCAUGCGGCAAGAAUGGAGUUUGUGAUGGAGUCAUGGAAAAACGACGACGGAGCACUCGAGUCUGCCAAAAGAUUUGACGACGAUGAUUAUUUAGAAGUGAGCAAUGCGUCUGGGUUGAUUUUCAGAACUCAAAUACUAACGCAUGUGAAACAAAAGUACGAUACACUUCGAGACGAACAGAAACAAAUUUUGUUGGAUAUCAGUAGCGACAAACAAGCUGAUGAUAUUCUAGCUAAAAUCUACCAAAAGGUUACUCACCAAGAUUUGUGAAUUGAUUAGUCUAAUUUUUUUUUAUUGCAGUAAAUUUUGAAAUUUUUUUUAUACAUUUUUAUACGAGUAGCCUACAUAUAAUAUAUAUAUGUAGAGUGCAAAACAUCUUUUCAAAUGCCAUAAACACAAAAUGAUAAGGUCUAUUACGAGAUUUUUAUUUUAUUCAUACUAACUAUCUGAUCGUGCACUAAACUAAGAUAUUGUGUUCAUAUAUUUGCAUAAUUACUUUCAGAUAAUAUUAUGGUGUCAUUUCAAGAAAUACAUUUCGAUCAUUGCAACUGUUUCAACUUUAUUAUUUUUAUCUUUCGGUUGAAAAAUAUGAAUUUGUGAUUGUAUAAAUUUUAUAUUUAUGUAAUAUUCCCUCCUAUUCAUUCAUCCGCAAAGUCCCCUUUUUACGUUUCCUAUAGAUAUAUAUGCCACUAUGGUAGAAAUCGACAAAGAUGUACGACGUCGAUAUUCUUUGAAAGUAUUCCAUGAACCGAAUAUUGUAGAAUCUUAAACUUACCAGUCAUCCGAAGCAGUUGGAGUUAUGACCAAACUCAUUUUUUUUUUGCAUUUUCGCCGCAUUGUGCAAUGUUAUACGAUACUCACUAGGCCUACAAGAUAAGUUAGUUCUGAGGUAUCCAAUAGCUUAAAACCAUUGGAUUUUAAUAUUUCUAAUGUAUAGUUACGUAACAUAUAUACACAUAGGCUAUAUAUAUACAUUGACAUAAUAUCAUUUGAACUUCGUUUAUAGGGGACAUUGGAGUCCCCCGGUAAAAACGUAAUCCUUUGGUUAAUCUCAGUUGAAAACGCCCACCGCUGUGGGCGGUGAAAAUGAAAGUAUUCUCCGUUAAAAAUAUGAACUUUUCACCGUGGGUGCGGAGUGACGAAAAGGAAAUUUGAACUCUAUAGGCAGUGCCGCAUUUAUCAUUAAGAUAAGCUGAAGCUUCAAGUGCCCCAACAUUCAAUUUCGAACUGUUAUUCAUUUUUAAGUCGUUUUGUUUGAGAAUUUUACCCGUUCAAAAAAUUUUUAACUGACAUUUAUUUUUUUUUUGAUUGGGAUAAUAACUCUUGUCGCAAAUGUGCCAUGGCAUGGAUUAAAUUAUCUGAGUGUUCUUUCUCCAGUAUAUUAAACGUACUUUAGCGCAGUAAACCUCAAUUGAUUCCCUCGGAGGUUAAACGAACACAAAUUGAUGUGCAAUCAUGCCAAAUGUUCGUGCAUUGUAAAGUUGCACAAUCGAAUAGAUUCAAAUAACAUAAUAUAACGAAAUACACUUAAAAGCCAUAGCGCGAGUAUAUGCGAUGAAACCAAAUUUCAACUAUAACAAAGAACGAUAAAAUAUAGAUAACCAACACGCGAGCGAGGGUGGGAAAUACGUCAUCAACUUUUUCGCAUAAAACGUUUCAUGAAAAUAUCAAAAAGGAAAUGGAAUCUACUUCCGCUUCGAUGACUCCUUUCUUCUCUAUUCUUACUUCUUUUAUCAAGUCAGUUUUGAUGAGUAUAAAUAUAAAACAUACGCAUGGUUAGUUGAAAUUGAUGAUGCUUUCUGUAUAAGAAACUUAUAUAUAUAUAUAGCCCAAUAUAUUGUAUUUGAGUCGUGACCCGCGUUCUUACUUCAUCAAAUGCUUGAGCUUUUGUCCAGCAAAGUUUUGCCAAUUCCUGAUUGCAAACCGUUCCAACCGUCACCGUACAGAGUUUUUGGCCGCGUGACUAGAAACGUACAGCUGGAAGGUGAAAAUGGAAGAUUUUCAAGCAAGCUACUGCAUACAAGAGACGCCUAAGUAAUGACCCACCGUCAAUAUUCAUUCUUAUUUGACAAGAAGUGUACAUAUGGGUCGUUCUGUUAUUGUUCUUCUUGCAUUUAUUUUCUUGUUGUUAUGAAAAUCGCCUUUCUCAUUAACUACUAGACCAAUUACUUUGAAAUUUUCAGUGCUUAAAGAUUUUUUUGGCUAGGAGGCUAUUACUAAUUUAUUUUAAAACAUUCUGUGGGAUCUAUGUGAUUCGUUUUUAACUUCAAAACUUUGUGUGACGACCUCUUCAAAAUGAAUAAAAAUUAUUUGUAGCGGU